Messenger RNA from Scomber scombrus (Atlantic mackerel), 1362 nucleotides. RefSeq names its product CMRF35-like molecule 7. The coding region runs from base 103 to 600 and encodes 165 amino acids. Lineage: Eukaryota; Metazoa; Chordata; Actinopteri; Scombriformes; Scombridae. The transcript has 4 exons. The record is from RefSeq and is a predicted model, not a curated record.
AGGACGUCAAGGAUACAUGUUGGCUUCUUUAAGGCUUCUGUUCUCUUUGUAUUCUGGUUAACAAAACAUACAGUGGACUCAGAUGCGCUGUCAGCUCCAAAGAUGGUAACAGAAGUAUAUGGAGAAUCUGUGGCAAUCCCUUGUCAGUACGACAUUCAGUUCAGGGACAACACAAAGUACUGGUGCAAGGGAAUUGUGUAUGAGCUGUGUAAAAUAGUAGUGAGAGGGGACCGAGCUAGUGACAGAGCCUCCAUUUCUGACGAUAAGGAGGCUGGGGUCUUCACUGUAACUAUGACUUCUCUCAGAAAAAGUGAUGAUGAUAUCUACUGGUGUGUCAUCUCCACACCUGGAAGGAACAACCACGCUCGUGUCAGGCUCUCCAUCUCCCAAAAAGGGAUAACACCGACCAACACCACCCCGACAAAUUCAUCACUGAUACAGGGACGAGGUGAAGUAAGAUGGUGGGAGACUCUACGUUGGAUCAUCUUUAUUUUCAUGUUAUGUUGUUUGCUAUCAACACAUAUCGUUGUGUGGAGGAUGAAAGCUGCACAAAAAACACAGCAGCACAAACAAAAUCAAUACGAGAACAUUUAUGAGUGAAAGUCUAGCAAUGUUUUAAAUAAUGGGUGAUUUAUGAACACGUAUGUACAUAUCAAAGCAUUCUGUCAGCGUGUGAAUAGAAAUGAACCAUCAAGGGAAAAAGUGGCUUUUCCACCUCAUUUUUUUUCUUAGUACUUAAAUGAUUAAAGCUCAUUAAUUUCAGUGCCAGCACCUUAGAUAACUUUGGACACAACUUUUUAAUAUCUAAUCAGCUUUAAUUUAGCACCUCUGGAGAGCAGGGGCUCUUGGCUUUUUCAUUUAAUUUAUUUGCAGAUCUUAUAUGAGCGGUCAUAGAAGUUGGUAUUCGUUUUGCAUUUUACCACCACUUACAAAAUCUGUCAGUGUUGUACUUCAAGGAUGUGAACCAUGCAGAAUAAAAACCCCUUCAUGCACAAAUGAAGGGCCAAGUCUUGUGAAGUAGCUGCUUUUAAAAGACAAUAAAUGGACAUAUAAUGAAGUUCAGUCGUGAUGUUUUUUUUUAUUUUAAUUAAUCUAAUGAACCUUUCUUCACAUGAAUAUAGUCACACGCACCCUUAAGUCACACAAGAUACAUACAGCUGAGAUGUAGUUUCUCUCCAAGGUAAUUCAUGUAAACUGAUGACUUCCAGUUACAAUUAAAGGUAAAUUAUACUCCAAUUCCCCAGAAAAUGUGACAUAAUAGGCAGCGAUGGUUUGUGAUGCUUGUCAAGCAGAUUACAUUAGCCUGUUGAUUGUACUUGCAACAGAUUUCAAAACAGCCUCAUUUAACAGCAUAUUAACAGU